CUACAUUGAUGCGUUCUGCUGAGAGUAGUUUGCCCUGGUACCUGGUGACGGGUUCCGAAAUUGGCGUGGAUCGUUGUUGCCACCGAUUCAAAAUGGAUUCUUCACCUUCCCCAGUUAAACUGAUGUCAACACUUUUGAAGUCAAGAGAAAUGCAGGUUGGCAUGGUAACCUUUAUGGCGUCAUUGCUGGCAAUCAAAGUGGUGAAAAAGUUUACCUCUGGCCGGAAACCCCCUCCUCCUGGUCCCUGGGGGUUCCCUUUUAUUGGACACCUCACCCUACUGGGAAACGAACCCUACGUGACCUUCAUGAAGAUGAAGGAAAGAUUCGGAAACAUCUUCAAGAUCCAGUUGGGUAGUUGGUCGGCCGUGGUUAUAAAUGGCAAGCAGGCCAUUAAAGAAGCUCUACAUAACUCUGGCGAGGACUUCUCUGGUAGACCCCAGUUCAUGUCCGCACAGAUUAUCAACAACGGUCAAAGUAUUGGCUUUGGUGAGUAUGGCGAACAGUGGAAAAUUCACAGAAAAAUUGCCAACAAAGUCCUGACCGAGUUCUCGAAUGCCAAGUCAAAUCCUAUAGAAGAUAUGAUUCACGAAGAAGUAGACAUUCUCGUGGAUGACUUCAUGUCUGAGCAGGGAGUAACAUUCAACCCUCGGGAUUACAUCUACCUCUCCGUCGGUAGCGUCAUCUACCAACUGUGCUACGGCAGACAAGAAAACAUCCGGGAAGACAAGGAUUUCGCUUAUUUCAUAUUAAACUCAGCUGCAUUCGCGGAAUUCGUCAGUGCCGGAAACCCUGUUGAUGUCAUGCCCUGGCUCCGAUAUCUCAUGCCCUGGAAAGUGAAGGCAUUUACAACACUCAUCCAAACACGUAUUGACGCAAAUGAAAAGAAGCUCAGUGAACACAAAAAAACCUUCUCUAGUGAUAACAUGCGUGACAUCACGGACAGAUUGAUAUCUGUAAGUGAGGAAGACUCCAGGUUGUCCAAGGAAAGGAUUUUGUCUACGGUUAACGACCUCUUUGGGGCAGGUUUUCAGACAACGGCUUCAACCACCAGGUGGAUGUUACUGCUGAUGGCCGCCAAUCCAAACGUGCAGAGGCGGGUGCAGGAAGAACUGGACGACGUUGUGGGCAGCGGGAAACGACCCAGUAUCCUGGACAGAGGUCAGCUGGUUUACACCGCCGCAGUGCUCCAUGAGAUCAAUCGGUUUGUGGCACUGGCACCUCUCAGUCUCCCUCACCUCACCACCACCGAUACCAAUCUCGGGGGAUACAGUAUCAACAAAAACACUGUUAUCUUCAUCAACCUGUACUCCAUGAGCCAUGACCCAGAAGUAUGGGGUGAUCCGCAUGUCUUCCGACCCGAGCGUUUCCUUGACGCUUCUGGUGAGAUCAACAAGUCCCUCCUGGAGGAGUUCCUUCCCUUCUCCACUGGUGGGCGAAAGUGUCUCGGGGAGUCUCUGGCUAGGAACGAAAUGUUUCUUUUGUUUACUGGAAUCCUACACAAAUGCAGCAUCUUGCAACCACCAGAAGUGAAGGAAUAUAGCAUGGACGCCAACAAUGGAUUAACGCGCCAAUGUCUGACCUACCAAGUACAGGUCAAGCUCAGGACCUGAAUCGCCACUCAUCCAUAAUUCUUCGCAUGGACAACAACCUAACAAAAAUUCAUGAUCUUGACAGGAACGAAAUCUUUCUUUUGUUCGCUGGAAUCCUACAGAAGCGCAGCAUCCUGCAAACUCCAGAAGUGAAGGAAUAGAGCAUGGACGUCGUGAAUGGAACAACGCGCCAAUGUCUGCCCUACCAAGUACAGGUCCAUCUGAGGACCUGACUCGCCAUUCCUCACAUGGACAACACCCUGAUAAAAAUUCAUGAACUGGACAAUGAACCGACCCAAGGAAUCCUGUUAUCACCUGCUGAUUUAGCAGGGCCACAGGACACAAGCCUAAAAACCAAAUAUAAGUUCGGGAAGAGCAAUGUUAAUAUAUUGCCAUGUGUUUCAAAUGCCAGGACUCAACUCUACACUGAAACACCCUGUGCAGUGCUCAGAACCAAGCCAGCUACAGUAGCCCAGUAGAUUCCCACAUCAAAAAACAUCAGACUCCAACAGCCAAAGCAGACAGGAAAUCAGCCCUCUCAGACCACCAUCAAACAUUUCCUAGCCAUCACAUUCAGUUUGAAAGGUCCAAAUCCUCUCAAUCAAACAAUAGGACUUUACAAAACGAAAACUCUCAGAACUUAUAGAAAUCCGGCGUCACAAACCUUUGAUCAACAGAGAUCAUAUGUAUUGCAUCUCGUCUGCCAAUGAAGAUCUAAUCAAGCUAUAAACUAUCAGCUUGUCAACUGUUAAAUCCUUUUACUCUUUAUCCUUACUGUACACCUGGCUUCAUUACCCGUGUGCUUCAUAACCUGUGUGGUAUUUGUUAUUCUUUCUGUACACCUGGCUUCAUUACCUGUGCGCUUCAUUACCUGUGUCUUAUUUUGUAUUCUUACUGUACAACUGGCUUCAUUACCUGUGCGCUUCAUUACCUCCAUGGUAUUUGUUAUUCUUACUGUACAUUUGGCUUCAUCCAGUUCUCUGUGUACUUCUUGUUAUCUAUAACCUGUUGUCAAUGUGUAUCUGCUGCUUAUCACAACAUGUCAUGCAUAUGCAUAUGUACCUCUCAUCACUUGGUUGUUGUCACUCCACCUUGAUAACAGUGUGAGAAUCUACAUCGAAACGUCGCUAUAUGCAAUAAACCAGAAGUUGUUAUCUAUGAAGUUGUACGUUUUGUUACUUACUCACUAAGUUCUAGAAUGCCAACCAAACUGUUGUCAAGCUAUCAGUUAUGUUAUA
Messenger RNA from Haliotis rufescens (red abalone), 2827 nucleotides. RefSeq names its product cytochrome P450 1A1-like. The coding region runs from base 9 to 1610 and encodes 533 amino acids. Gene Ontology annotation, biological process: progesterone metabolic process; hormone biosynthetic process. The transcript has 2 exons. NCBI's taxonomy places the organism in Eukaryota, Metazoa, Mollusca, Gastropoda, Lepetellida, Haliotidae. The record is from RefSeq and is a predicted model, not a curated record. Gene Ontology annotation, molecular function: steroid 17-alpha-monooxygenase activity; iron ion binding; heme binding.